This is a messenger RNA of Saccharomycodes ludwigii, 804 nucleotides long. RefSeq lists its product as uncharacterized. Gene Ontology annotation, cellular component: cytosol. Gene Ontology annotation, molecular function: oxidoreductase activity. Bases 1 to 804 code for a protein of 267 amino acids. Lineage: Eukaryota; Fungi; Ascomycota; Saccharomycetes; Saccharomycodales; Saccharomycodaceae. The record is from RefSeq and is a predicted model, not a curated record. The transcript has a single exon.
AUGUCACAAGGUCCAAAAGCUGCUGAAAGACUAGCUAAUAAAACAAUCUUGAUCACCGGUGCUUCAGCUGGUAUUGGUCAGGCUACUGCUUUAGAGUACUGUGCAGCUUCUAACGGUAAAGUUAAAUUGGUUUUGCUUGCUAGAAGGUUAGAAAAACUACAAGAAUUAAAAAAUACAAUUAUUAAAGAUUAUCCUGAAACUAAAGUCCACAUUGAAAGAUUAGAUGUCACUGAAACUGAAAAAAUUAGACCAUUCUUGGAAAAUUUACCAGAAGACUUCAAGGAUAUUGAUAUUUUGAUUAAUAACGCCGGUAAAGCUUUGGGUUCUGAUAAAGUUGGUAACAUUAAUAUCGAAGAUAUUGAGGGUAUGAUUCAAACAGAUGUUGUUGCUUUAAUCAAUUUUACGCAAGCUAUAUUGCCAUUGUUUAAAAAAAAGAAUAGCGGAGAUAUUGUUAAUUUGGGCAGUGUUGCAGGUAGAGAAGCUUAUCCAACCGGUUCUAUCUAUUGUGGUUGUAAACAUUUUGUUAGAGCCUUUACGCAGUCUUUGAGAAAGGAAUUGGUUGAUACUAAAAUACGUGUUUUAGAAGUUGCCCCCGGUAACGUAGAAACUGAAUUUUCCUUGGUUCGUUAUAAAGGUGAUGCCGAUCGUGCAAAGAAGGUUUAUGAAGGUACCGUUCCAUUGUUUGCCGAUGAUAUUGCAGAUUUAAUCGUUUAUACUACCUCUAGAAAGCAAAACACCGUCAUUGCUGAAACUUUAGUCUUUGCCUCUAAUCAAGCAUCCCCAUACCAUAUUUACCGUGGUUAA